AUGCACUGCGACAUCAAAGAGCCCAACGUGAUGAUCAGCCGCGACGCUGACUGGAAUGAACCGACACCUGGCGACGGGACGAAACGCGAGGUCCCCGCGGUGAGAAGCACGACGAACGUUGUGGUCAUUGAUUUCGGCCUGGCGCGGGACUUUAAGAAGGGUAGCACUGGGGUGAUGGGAACCCCAGGCUACAUGCCUCCUGAGGUCUGGACCCAUGGCGUUUGGACCAUCUUCGGCGACGUCUUCUCCUUGGGCCACUGGGCGAACGAGGGACCGGUCGGUCCGACGACGGCGACCACGGGAGGCGUACUGUGGCGACCUCAGACGCGAGAGUGGGGUUCUUCGUGUGUGGCGUACGAAGCAGGUGGGGUGGCGGAACAUGACGAAGCAGGCGAAAGGGUUCACCGCGGGCACUGCAAGGCCAAGGAAGCAGGGCAGCAGGAGCCAGAGGUGCAGCGCCUGCGAGACGGACACCGGGAGGGAGGCGCGGCGUGGUUGCGGACCGAGUUGGAGGCCAAGAACUACACCAACUUGCGACGGCUGUGCGCUAUGUUGGGGCUACCGCAGAGGAACGCGGAGCCGUCCUUGGUGGAUAUAGCUUCGGAGUUGGGCCUACCUUGCGAGCAUAUGCAUCGGAACAGGCUGGUGGAUAGCAUCGUUCUGUCGCUCUGUCCGCUGCGCGCGCCCGGGGCGGAAGAUGAUGUGAGGUAUCACUUUUGGCGCUGGCUCGCAGAUUGCCGGACCGUUCCUGCAGCAGACCUCGUAGCAAAGGCAUCUGUCAGUUUUCCUGCGACACAGCUACGGCGAUCCAUGCUUAGUGUUUGCGAAGAUGUUCCGUUGGAAAGUAUUGAGAGGAGGCAUGGAAGCGCGGCCGCGGAGCUGGAGCAAUUGAGCCAGGCCACCGUUGCAGUCUUGCAACACCUUUCUGCUUUGAAUGUUCAGUUUCCAGCUGAAGUGCCAGAGACUUGGACCACUGCGAUGGAACAACUGCAAAGCAUCAGAUGGCCAGACCGUUUGUCUGGAUUGCAGUGCAGUAGUUUGCUGGCUGUGUUGUUGGAGAAUCGGCCGCUACAGCGCAGAGGUUGGUGGCAGUUGGUGGAUUGCUGGGAUCGCGCAGAUCCAGUGGAUGUAGCAGAGCGACUGUGGAGCCUGGCCACAUGUCAUCAAGCUGGACCAGCAGUGGAGCCAGACAGUGGCUUCCAGGAUCGAGAAGAUGUUUUGGAGGUGGGUCGGCAGAAAGCGUGGGACUUUUGCAAGGUUUAUGUGGACGUUUGGUUCGGAGAAACAGCGGUCUUGGGCGCACUGAAGCACAAGCACAAGAGUCGUGGAUAUGACGAGGCAGACAAACUCUUGUUGCGCACUUUGAUGCGGCGCUAUGGCUGGGAAAGACAUCUGGACGAGAGCGCAGCGCGCACGUGGAUGGAAACCUUUGAAGCAGUCAAGAAGGCAGAGGAUUGGUCUCGUUUUGCUUGGUUUCUGGUCGCGCACUUGUUGCACCCUGCUUGUCGUGAGAGUUUGCGUGCGUGGCACAAUCCGGUGACCGUUUUGGAGUCGAGAUUAGACCGCAGUGGUAUUGCCCAGGAGGUGGUUACUUUGCACGAUGACUUGUUGGCCUGGCAAGAUCUCCACGGGUGUUCUUCGUUGCCCGAGAAGAAGCAGCAUGCAGACUUGGCGAAGAGGGUGGGCAAGUAUUUCAACAGCAGGGAGGCGCGUGUGAGGACCCUCCAGAAAGCUUAUCCUCCAGACUUUGCGCCGCUGCCGGGUUACAGAGUUGAGUGUUUGUCCUUGGAAGGCGAUUCCCUGCGUGGUGUACUCUGGCGGUCUGCAGCUGAACGUGCUCUGAUGUUUUCGAUCCCCGGUUAG
Messenger RNA from Durusdinium trenchii, 1863 nucleotides. NCBI's taxonomy places the organism in Eukaryota, Dinophyceae, Suessiales, Symbiodiniaceae. The record is from the annotation of a GenBank genome assembly.